AUGUCUGGUGGAACACCGCGAGGGGGUGGUGGACUUAUGAGGCAGAGGCAUAGCCAGGGGUAUGCAAGCAGUGGUGAUGACCUAGAGGAUGAUGCAUGUUCCAGGCACCGUUCCUUCUUGGGCCCUAGUCCUCCACCUAAGACGUGGAUUGAAAUGCUGGAAAAUUUUCUUUGGCUUGCUUCUGCUGCUUUUAUUCUAUACUUUGGUGAUCAAGAAUCCAAUAUGAUACAUCUGUUGUGCCAUGACAAUCGAAUUAGAAGACUACCUUUGUAUCUUGGGACGAUAGGUAUUGGUUUGAAUACAAUAAUUUUCAUUUAUACAACUUUCUUGGCCUGGAGUGCUCGAAGGUUCGAUGAAAAAUGGGGAUUAAAAAAAUGGGAAAUAACGAGCUUAUCUGUGUUGCCAUUUGCCACAGUAUUUGGAAUAAUCUCCUUUUGCUUGUUCUCUUUUGCUUUGUGGCCAAUAUGGAGUUUCUUGACACUUCCUCUGCUGUUUACACUAUUUAUGGCAUGCAUGGUAGUAAUCCCCUGCCUCAUUUUUGGGACACUGCGGCCUCAAUACUAUGAUGAACUCCGUACAGAUUAA
This is a messenger RNA of Sphenostylis stenocarpa, 585 nucleotides long. NCBI's taxonomy places the organism in Eukaryota, Viridiplantae, Streptophyta, Magnoliopsida, Fabales, Fabaceae. The record is from the annotation of a GenBank genome assembly.